This is a messenger RNA of Hippocampus zosterae (dwarf seahorse), 948 nucleotides long. Its product is annotated as neuroendocrine protein 7B2. The record is from RefSeq and is a predicted model, not a curated record. The coding region runs from base 164 to 835 and encodes 223 amino acids. Gene Ontology annotation, molecular function: enzyme regulator activity. The transcript has 6 exons. Gene Ontology annotation, biological process: regulation of hormone secretion; neuropeptide signaling pathway. Lineage: Eukaryota; Metazoa; Chordata; Actinopteri; Syngnathiformes; Syngnathidae. Gene Ontology annotation, cellular component: secretory granule.
AAGGGAGUGCGGAUUUUCAAAAGGCAGUAUUAAUAAACAAACUCAUUUUGAUGCAUCUUUUAUUGCGUCGGUUUUACUCUGAAGGCCAGAAGUUCAAAAAUCCAUUACAGUUGUAACUUGACGGACAUCUUGCUCAGUCGACAGGUCCAUUUGACACGACAAGAUGGCGGCGAAGAGGUCGGCGGUGCGGUCAACGCUGCUGGGUCUCCUGAUGUGUUUGCAAAUGGGCGCCGCUCCGGCCCGCACUGCCCUCGGGCCAGACCAGGUAUCCGAGGCCGACAUCCAGCGGCUCCUUCACGGCGUCAUGGAGCAGCUGGGCAUCGCUCGGCCCAGGGUGGAAUAUCCCGCCCACCAGGCCACAAACAUCGUCGGGCCGCAGAGCAUCCAGGGGGGUGCUCAUGAGGGGCUGCAGCACUUGGGUCCCUAUGGUAACAUUCCCAACAUUGUGGCUGAGCUGGCUGGUGACAACGUCCCCAAAGACUUCAGCGAUGAUCACAGUUACCCAGAUCCUCCAAAUCCUUGUCCUCAGGGAAAGACUGCGGCAGACGGGUGUUUGGAAAACGCUCCGGACACAGCAGACUUCAGCCGGGAGUUCCAAAAGCAUGGACACCUUUACGGUUCAGGGAAUGAGUACCCCGCUCUGAUGAAGUGGAACAAGGAGCGUCUGUACCAGAAGCUGAAGGGUGGACCAACGAGACAAAAAAGGAGUGCCAACCCAUACCUAAUGGGCCGGAGGCUUGACAACGUCGUCGCGAAGAAAUCAGUCCCAACUUUCUAUGAGGAAGACGACAGCGAGGCAUCAACCAUUUCUGCAACCACCAAAGCCGCAAAUUAAAAACUAUCCCAAAAGAAGGAACACCUCCUGUAUUUAAAAAAAAAUGUUGGGGUGAGGGGGGGGGUUCAUUUUAAACCGUUACAAAGAGAGAAUUUAUAAUCCCACUUGACUAU